Molecule: messenger RNA, 1903 nt
Organism: Trichoderma citrinoviride
Lineage: Eukaryota; Fungi; Ascomycota; Sordariomycetes; Hypocreales; Hypocreaceae
Exons: 3
Coding region: 32-1903 (623 amino acids)
Source: RefSeq, a predicted model, not a curated record
GCAGUUUUCCGAAUACCACCGCACGUUUCACAUGGAUCUCGGAUCCGUCAGACGGGGCGGCUUAAGCCCCGGAGCAGUAGACUCGGCAGGGAGCGGCAGCCCUCUCGCCAUUGGCGAGGUCAUCAAGCAUGAGGCUGAGACCGCUGGCCCCUCCCUGGCGGCAGCAACGGCGAUGCCCAAUGGCGGACAACCGGCAGGGUCCUCCAGUGCCGCGGAGGCCAUGGAGACCACGGACGCAGAAGAAUUGGAAAAUGUGACCAAGAAGAGGAAAACGGGCGCAGGAGGUAGAGGUGUUGCCAACUUGACGCCGGAGCAGCUGGCUAAGAAAAGGGCAAAUGACCGCGAAGCGCAACGUGCCAUCCGAGAACGGACUAAGAACCAGAUUGAGAGGCUUGAGCGUCGCAUCCAGGAGCUGGAAGCUCAGAAACCCUACCAGGAUCUCCAAGUCGUGGUGCGGGCUAAGGAGGCGAUUGAGGCAGAGAAUGUCGAGAUCAAGAGGCGACUGGCCAGCAUCAUUGGCAUGCUGCAGCCUCUCGUUGGGCCAAAUGUCCCCGGCAUAGCCCCUACCCUCCCAUUCACCGCAGCAGCACCUAUAUCUGUAGGCACAACAAGUAGCAUUGCCUACCAUCAUGCAGCAUCCGCAAGUUCUGCAUCACCCACAGGCAUAAUGGUUGAACCUGUUCGCCAGGCCGCUCCCCCACCAUUGCAAAGCUGGCAAAGUGCCAGCAGCAACACACCACCGGCCCCACGACCCGCCGGUGUUGCCGAGGCCAUCGAUGAAGGGACCCAGGCUCUAUUAGAGCGUCAAAGCCAGUCUCUUCGGCACGGCUUAGACUUUGAGCAGGGCCGCUUCGAUCUCAACGUCGUAAUCGACCAUACGCAGGCGAUACCAAAGCUCCAAAGGGGUCUGAACGGUGCACAAGACUCGGGUGAAUACCACCAUGUCCCAAUGAAGCACGACUGGACGCAAGUGAAUCGGGAGUAUGCACCGCAGGCUAGACUUACUGCGUGGUCGUCACCCAUCCAGAUCCCAGCAGCUGUUUCUGACUCGACUCCGGCAACUGUGCCACCUCUUGGCAUCACUCGGCAGAGUACAAUGACGAGCCAAUCGGGGACUGCUUCCGGGCCAGGCUCAGACAGCAGCGCUCCUAUUAGUAUUCCAGCAGUCCCAUAUCCGAACGCUGGGCGGGCUGCUGUUCUGGAACCUCCUCCCCUCGAAUAUGCACGUCCCUUACGCAACUGCAGUCCUACCUGUCCGCUUGACGCCCUGCUUCUCGACUUCCGCAGCGAGCGCCACCAGCGGGCUGCCGAAGGUUUCCAGCCGCAUGAAGUGGCUGGCCCUCGGUACCCAUCUGUUUCCUCCCUGCUCAAUCCCGAAAAUAGCAAAUACAGCCAUCCGGUAUCGAAAUUCUUUACAGACAUACUUACCAAAUUCCCCGAGGUAUCCAGCCUCCCCGAGAAAGUGGCCAUUCUCUACCUCAUGUUCCUCGUCAUGCGAUGGCAGAUAUCUCCAACCAAGGAAAACCUGGAACGCCUGCCGGAAUGGAUCCAACCAUUGCCAUGCCAGUUCGAGGUGCCGCAUGCCGCCUGGAUGGACUUUCUCCCUUACCCCGAGAUGAGAGAGAGGGUCAUCAAGGCCAAGAACCCCGACGUCUUUUACUUUGACAACUUCUUCCUCCCGUUCACGUCCACGCUGACCCUCUCUUGGCCUUAUGAGGAGGCACAUACCCUGCUGAGGAACCCGGACUCGGACGAGAUUAUGAUUAACCCCGUGUUUGAGAGCCACAUGCGCAACUUGAACAACUGGAAGCUGGGGAGGAUCUUUGCAGACUCCUUCCCCAUGCUGGCUGAUACGGCGUUUUAUCGCACUGAUGGAGUUGGGCUGGAAACUACUGCAAAGUGA